Messenger RNA from Histoplasma capsulatum G186AR, 2223 nucleotides. RefSeq names its product meiotically up-regulated gene 72 protein. NCBI's taxonomy places the organism in Eukaryota, Fungi, Ascomycota, Eurotiomycetes, Onygenales, Ajellomycetaceae. Gene Ontology annotation, molecular function: oxidoreductase activity. Gene Ontology annotation, cellular component: cytoplasm. Bases 1 to 2223 code for a protein of 740 amino acids. The transcript has 5 exons. The record is from RefSeq and is a predicted model, not a curated record.
AUGGCUCCUUCGCCGCCCAGACUACGGAUACUAUCAGUUGGUGGUAAUGCAAUAUCAGCUUUUCUCUCCUGGCGGCUCCAGGCUACAAACGCCUGCGAUGUGACCCUCGUGUGGAAAUCCAGCUUCGACGCAAUAUCGCAAUUUGGCGUCACGUUCAAAUCAAAGACCUUUGGAAAUGAACGCUUCAAACCAUUUCAGGUUGUACGCACUCCAGAAGAAGCGGGCUCGACUGACCCACCCUUCGACUACGUUAUUCUUUGUGUGAAAGCGCUACCAGAUAUCUACGAUCUUGCUGCCGUCAUUCAGUCGGUUGUCACACCCCAACACACCUGUAUUUUGGUCAAUACCACAAGCGCUCUGGGCGUCGAAUCUCAUCUGGAGCAUCGAUUUCCUACAAAUGUUGUUCUCUCUUUAGUCUCUGGAAUUGAGAUAAGCCAGACUGGGCCCACUGAAUUCGAACAUGCGGCAUCAACAGAUACUUGGGUUGGACCUUCUUCGAAAAAUGUCAUGAUUCCUUCGUCCAUACAGAACGAUAUGGCUGUAGCAUUGGCUAUCACAUUAAGCACAGGUCAAGUCGACUGCAAAGUUUCAGAUAACAUCAGGCAAGAGCAGUAUGAACGCAUGAUCGGACCCAUCGCAUUCUAUCCCGCUAGCGUGAUGUUUGAAUGUCCAAACCACGCAGACCUCUUGGAGAAAGUAGGGUUACGCCAACUAAUUUCUGGUGUUAUCGAUGAGCUCCUCAGUCUCGCCAAAGCUCAAGGCUGCACCUUUCCUGAGAAAUUCAAUGAAACGAUAAUUGAGAAAAUGAUUUCCCAUUCCGAUACUCCAAGCACUAUGUACCAGGAUUGGUUAGCAAGACGUCCAAUGGAGGUGGAAACAUACUUAGGAUCGCCGAUAAAGCUAGCUACAGAAAUUGGUAUUAAAAUUCCUCGAAUCGAGACACUAUAUGCGAUGUUACACCACCUCAACAAUAUCAAUCAGGCAAGGCAACCGCAGGAAACAACAUCGCUGUCUCCGGUUCACCCACCCCCAAGACUUUCAUCCGCACCUUCACGGCCCCCAAUGAAUGGAAUGCGUGCUAGCCGAACGGGACCUGGGCCUGGUACAGGAGCGCACCUGCCUCGACGUGGCCCAUCUUUGAACGCUACGCACCCUAGACCACUUCCCAAUGGAUUGCCUCCAAGAGGCCCGCAGCCCAUUCAGCGAGAAUUAUCAGAAGAGCAUAACCUGGACGAAUUUAGCCAUCUUGUGCUGUACGACGAUGUGGUAGAGGAUGGGGCGCAGAAUGGUGGAUACGGUCCUGUAUCAAACGGAGGAGGGCUGCCUCCAGAUAUUGCUUUGAGAGAGCGCGAGUUAGCACUACGGCAACGUGAACUACUACUGAGGGAGCAAGAAAUGAACAUGAGAAGAGGUGGGCGGCGACCAUCGGCAGCGCGUGAUGCUUUUGAUGACAUGGACGAGGAUGAUUACUUUGAUCCAAUGGACCAUCGAGGGCCUCCUCUCCCUCAGAUUGAUCCUGACAAUUUUGACAUGCUGAGCGUUACUUCUCGUAGAAAUCGGAAGAUACCAAACCAGAAUGCAGGCCAAUUUCGCAAGAACCCCGAGAUGAGUGGGGGUGGUAGACCCCCCUCAGCUUUCAACAGGCAUUUUGGCGGCGGGGGGCGAAACCGUGCAAGCGCCCGAUUAAUGGAUGAGAUACCCGGAGCGCAUGACUCCUUGCUAAAUAACCCUAUGAUGGGUUAUUCCUCUAAUCGUUAUGGAAAUGUCGAUAGAAAGGAGAUUCGCGACGAAUCGAGAGCCAACUCACUGACGGCUAACAACUUCCAUCCCCCAAAUAGGCGAACCAGCCAAUCUCCCAAUACGUCUUUCCACCCUGCCGGACGUGGUAUGGGCCGGCCACCCCCUGGUCAUGACCCAUAUAACGGACAACCUAUGGUGUCUCCUGGGGGAAGACCAUCUCCUCCCGGAAUGAUGAGGACGCCAGUUCUGAAAUAUCCUCCUGGACAAGGAAACACGGGUGCGGCGCAGCAGGUCGACCAACAUGUCGGGGUGAGCAAUUCGUAUCCAAACAAGGGCACUCCAAACAUUCGAAGUCUGACAGGGAGUGCGAGCGCUAGCGCGGGGAGUGGUGACAGCGGCGCAAGUGCCAAUAUCGACUCUGAAAAUUCCGCCCACAGCAGCCAGAGUAGCCUAGGGCCUCGUCAUUCAUCGAUGGCUCGCUGA